This is a messenger RNA of Candidozyma haemuli, 2100 nucleotides long. It is a transcript of the gene BRF1, whose product is annotated as transcription factor TFIIIB subunit. Lineage: Eukaryota; Fungi; Ascomycota; Pichiomycetes; Serinales; Metschnikowiaceae. Gene Ontology annotation, biological process: DNA-templated transcription initiation; transcription by RNA polymerase III; transcription preinitiation complex assembly. The record is from RefSeq and is a predicted model, not a curated record. The coding region runs from base 1 to 2100 and encodes 699 amino acids. Gene Ontology annotation, molecular function: RNA polymerase III type 3 promoter sequence-specific DNA binding; TBP-class protein binding; RNA polymerase III general transcription initiation factor activity. Gene Ontology annotation, cellular component: nucleus; transcription preinitiation complex; transcription factor TFIIIB complex. The transcript has a single exon.
AUGGCAGCCGUACAGAGAGUCAAACGAUGCCCUGGGUGUCACCAUACAAAGUUUAUCCAGGACAUGCUGGCACUGUCCGGAGACCUUUCCUGUGAAAACUGUGGUAUGGUCCAGGAAGAGAACCCCAUCAUUUCAGAAGUCCAGUUUGGUGAGUCUUCGAGUGGUGCUGCUAUGGUGCAGGGUGCCAUGGUUGGCGCCGACCAGGCGAGAGCAAACUUUUCCAUGAGAAACGCUAUGGAGUCUCGUGAACAGACGCUUCUAAGUGCUAAGCUGAAGAUCAAGAAGUUGGGAAGUGCUAUGAAGAUCCCUGAGUAUAUUAUGGAGUCUGCUAGUGGGUGGUUUAAGCUUGCGUUGGUGCAGAACUUCGUCCAGGGUCGUCGGUCCCAGAACGUUAUUGCUGCUUGUUUGUAUGUGGCAUGUCGUCACGAAAAGACCCAUCACUUGUUGAUUGAUUUCUCCUCGAGACUACAAAUAUCUGUGUAUUCGCUUGGUGCUACGUAUUUGAAGCUCGUGCGUGCUUUGCAGAUCCAGAAACUUCCGCUUGCGGACCCUUCGCUAUUUAUUCAACACUUUGCAGAGAGACUAGGGUUUGGUGAUCAAACUGCCAAAGUGUGCAGAGACGCUACGAAAAUUGCGCUGCAAAUGGCUUCAGACUGGAUCUACGAAGGUAGAAGACCUGCUGGUAUUGCAGGCGCUUGUCUUUUGCUUGCAGCCAGAAUGAACAAUUUCAGAAGAUCACAUGGAGAAAUCGUGGCUAUUGCACGUGUGGGUGAAGAGACGAUCCAAAAGAGACUUAAUGAGUUGAAAAAGACCGAUUCCGCUACCUUGACGCUUACAAAGUUCCGUGAAGCCCAGACUAUUGAAUCUUCGCUCCCGCCUUCUUUCAAACAGAACCGUCACAUUGAACUGAAGAUUCUGAAUGUGUUGAGCAAUAGAGCACACAUGCUCAAGCAGUAUAAAAAGCUCGCCAGCAAAAACAAGUUGUUUGACGCUUUGUUUGAGUCUGAGACCACUUCUAGACCAGUGGCUAAGCUGGAAGCAAACUCAGAAGUUGCUAGUCAAAAAUCAGAUACUGAAAACGGUAACGGUACUGUUGAAAAGGAUGCGUCUAAAAAGAAAAAUGAUGACGUGCAAGUAAUAAGUGAUGGUGAUUCCAGUGAUGAAGACGAUAUCUGGGAACUUAUGCCUGCUGAGCCAAACUAUCCUCCAGAAGUCAAAAACGACCGUGCCUACAAACCUACAACCAAGAGACUUUCAGGCCUCGGGUCUGGCUUUGAAGACCGUUCUCUCCGAACUCGUGUAACGAAACCCCACUAUGAAGAGAACUUUGAAAGAGAGUAUGAUGCCACACCAGCAGUCACUGUGAGCCGAAAGAGAAGAUCAACCACUGCAGCUAUUGUCCAGGGAGAUGGUUUGUUGAAGUCUGUUUUGGCAGGUGGAGAUAUUUCAGAAAGAGAAUUUGAAGUUGCUCUAGAUCACAUUUGGAAGAACCAGCAAAAAGCACUCCAACAGGCACUUUACCAGAUUCCCCUGGAAAGCCAAGCCAGAGAACUAUUCGUGCCUGAAGAUGACGAACGUGAGGCAUCUCCAUCUCAAGAAGAUGGUGAAGAAUCUUCAGACCUAAAAGCAGAGAGACUCGAGCAGCAGAUUGAACUCAACAAACCAAGAAACUUGGUGCUGAACUUAGCCACCACUUCUUCCCUUCUAGCGAAAAUUUCCGAUGAUCCCAACUUGGACGACGUGGAAGACGACGAAGUUAUAGAAGAAAUGAUCCUCACGCCAAAGAUGAGCUACGAAAAGGAAAAGAUCUGGACCGCUCUCAACCACGAGUUCUUGAUCGCCCAAGAAAAGAGAAUCUUGAAACAAGCCGCAGAUGAGAUUGCUGGCAACACAUCGGGCCAGCAGCGCAAGAGAAGAAGAAUCAAGGAUACCACCAUGGACCCUGUUUUGAACGAUGCUGCCGUCGCUAAUGCCAUCAGUCUGAUAGGCGAAGACGGUAAGCCAGUUACGCCAGCAGAGAGUGCCAAACAGCUUUUGCAAAGCAAGAACUUCUCCAGAAAGAUCAACUACAGCACCAUUGGAGAUCUUUUCAACAAAUAG